AAUUUUUUUCUUCAAAAAUUCAGUCCAAUAUAUAAUUAAUCAAAAUGUUUUGAUUUUGAAUAAGUAAUUUUUCAGAAAGGAAAAAUAAAAGUCCAAACGGCUCCUAAGCCAACUCAACCUUAAACCCUGAAGGGCUUCUUGAAACUUAACGUACGCUUGCUCUUCUUGUCAUCACCAUCACCGUUGAAGCUGUAGGUGAAGAGAUCAAUAAUGCGGUUGAAAGCGAUUUCUCGGUCUACGGAUGAAUUUACUCGUGAACGUAGUCAGGACCUCCAGAGAGUUUUUCGGAACUUCGAUCCCAACCUUCGACCUCAAGAGAAGGCAGUGGAAUACGUUCGUGCCGUGAAUGCAGCAAAACUAGAGAAGAUAUUUGCAAGGCCAUUCGUCGGAGAUAUGGAUGGGCACAUUGAUGCUGUCUCUUGCAUGGCAAAGAAUCCUAAUCACUUGAAAGGAAUAUUUUCUGGCUCCAUGGAUGGUGAUGUUCGCCUAUGGGAUUUGGCUACCAGGCGGACAGUAUGUCAGUUUCCUGGUCACCAAGGUGCAGUACGUGGUUUGACCGUGUCCACAGAUGGCGGUAUUCUUGUAUCAUGUGGAACUGAUUGCACUGUUAGGCUCUGGAAAGUUCCUGUUGCUACUCUAAUGGAGUCAGAUGAUGGAUCUGAUAACUCAUCCCAGCCAUUGGCUGUUCAUGUUCGGAAGAAUGCAUUCUGGGGUGUUGACCACCAAUGGGAUGGUGAUCUUUUUGCCACAGCUGGUGCUCAAGUUGACAUUUGGAACCAUAACAGGUCUCAGCCGGUUAAUAGUUUUGAAUGGGGGAAAGACACAGUUACAUCUGUUCGGUUUAAUCCAGGGGAGCCUAAUCUUUUGGUAACAUCAGCAAGUGAUCGUAGCAUAAGCAUCUAUGAUUUACGGCUUUCUACACCAGCUAGAAAGGUUAUUAUGCAGACAAAAACUAAUUCUAUAGCAUGGAAUCCCAUGGAGCCAAUGAAUUUUACUGCCGCUAAUGAUGAUCGCAAUUGCUACAGUUAUGAUGUUAGAAAGUUAAAUGAAGCCAAAUGUGUGCAUAAAGGUCAUGUCUCUUCAGUGAUGGAUAUAGAUUAUUCACCAACCGGUCGAGAAUUUGUUACUGGAUCUUAUGAUAGAUCAGUGAGAAUUUUCCAAUAUAAUGGUGGUCACAGCAGGGAAACGUAUCACACUAAGAGGAUGCAGAGGGUAUUCUGUGUGAAGUUCAGUUGCGAUGCAAGUUAUAUUGUCUCAGGAAGUGACGAUACCAACCUUCGUUUAUGGAAAGCAAAAGCAUCUGAACAAUUGGGAGUUAUUUUGCCAAGAGAGCGGAAAAGACAUGAAUAUUUGGAGGCUGUCAAGAAUCGCUACAAGCAUCUUCCUGAAGUCAAGCGCAUCGUCAGACACAGGCACUUGCCAAAACCAAUCUAUAAGGCAACUAAACAAAUACGUGAGAUGACUGAAUCUGAGAGGCGGAGAGAGGAGAAGAGGAAAGCUCACAGUGCACCAGGAAGCAUUCAAAAUAAGUCAUUGCGAACGCUAAGAAUUGUCAAAGUUGAGAUGUAGUGGCGGUUACUUCCGUUAAAACUUUUUUUUUUUUUUUGGUUAACUAGACAUUACUUCCGUUAAAACUUUGUUGCUGGUUACUCUAAUCUUUCUUCAUCUUACGACUUAAUUGAAUAGAUUUUCAAUGUGGUGUCUCUUAGGGAUAUUUACUAACUCUAUGAUCUUCAAUACUGUAAUAUUCCUUUGUUUGAGUUCUGUUUGACUAAAUCUAUUCUGUUAAUAUGAAUGAUCAAUUAUAUAUUU
Molecule: messenger RNA, 1812 nt
Organism: Lycium ferocissimum
Lineage: Eukaryota; Viridiplantae; Streptophyta; Magnoliopsida; Solanales; Solanaceae
Exons: 18
Coding region: 211-1569 (452 amino acids)
Biological process (GO): maturation of SSU-rRNA from tricistronic rRNA transcript (SSU-rRNA, 5.8S rRNA, LSU-rRNA)
Cellular component (GO): nucleolus; small-subunit processome
Molecular function (GO): protein binding
Source: RefSeq, a predicted model, not a curated record